This is a messenger RNA of Lactuca saligna, 627 nucleotides long. The record is from the annotation of a GenBank genome assembly. NCBI's taxonomy places the organism in Eukaryota, Viridiplantae, Streptophyta, Magnoliopsida, Asterales, Asteraceae.
AUGGAUCAGUUGGCAGAAAAGGCUCAGAAGGCCAAGGUCCUUUCGAUAAAGCUGCAAUAUACCAACAAGCAUAUGGAUGAUUUGAAAUCUGAGAAAACAAUUAUCAAAAUCUGUGUUUCUGAAAUUAAUCAGACCUUUCUAUUUCGGUGUUUUGACAAGGUUGAAAAGGCAUUGAUUUCGGACAAAGCGGUGAAUCUGAAACUCUUCAAUUUCCAGUUGAAGUAUGCCAAGCCUCAAUAUCAGACUUGGAGCUUAAAGAAGAUUAUUAGGUUGAAGGUUUGCUCAGCUGUGCCUACUGAAGAUUUUACAAACAUCAGGUUCAAGGGAUUUUGGGGAACAGAUAAAGUUUUGGAUGAAUUCACUUUGACAGAUUUUCCGUUUAUGAAUCCCUUUGAUUGGGUUUUUUUGUUCAAUAUCAUUUUAAAGGAUGAAAAGAAAUACGAGCCAAUUGUUGCACAUCUUAAAAGAAUGUUCAUCUGCUACAUUCAAGAAAUUGCGAAAAUAGAUGUAGAGAUUGCAAUAGUUCUGAAGAAAAUGCCACUUAUGAAGCUAGAAGAGGAAUCGUCAGAUCUUCCGAAGCAACGACUGGAAGUUAUCCAAAAGGAGCACUAUAGCUCAAGCAUGUAA